This is a messenger RNA of Eruca vesicaria subsp. sativa (arugula), 459 nucleotides long. The record is from the annotation of a GenBank genome assembly. NCBI's taxonomy places the organism in Eukaryota, Viridiplantae, Streptophyta, Magnoliopsida, Brassicales, Brassicaceae.
AUGGGAGCUCUAAAUUUUCUCUCCGACUAUCUAUCUGAUCGUUUCUACGUCUCAAUAAGAAAACUGAAGAAGCAUAAAGUCAUACAGCAAACGGUGAAUAUAAAGGUGAAGAUAGACUAUGACGGAUGCGAACGCAAAAUCAAGAACGCAGUUUCCGCUAUGAAAGGAGAAAAAUCUGUGGAAGUGAAUAGAAAGAUGAACAAAGUGACUGUGAGUGGUUACAUGCCUAAGAAAGUUUUGAAGAUAGUGCAGAGCACUAGGAAGAAGAAACCUGAGCUGUGGCCGUACGUCCCAUAUACGAUGGUGGCUUAUGCAAACGCAGCUGGAGCUUACGUCAAAAGGGCCCCACCAGGUUUUGUGAGGAAGUCCGAGCAGGUUCAGCCGCAGCCAGGAGAUACAAACGAUAAGCUCAUGUCCCUUUUCCACGACGAGAACCCUAACACAUGCACCAUCAUGUGA